Molecule: messenger RNA, 3814 nt
Organism: Lacerta agilis (Sand lizard)
Lineage: Eukaryota; Metazoa; Chordata; Lepidosauria; Squamata; Lacertidae
Gene: MKNK1
Product: MAPK interacting serine/threonine kinase 1
Exons: 13
Coding region: 198-1436 (412 amino acids)
Biological process (GO): peptidyl-serine phosphorylation; intracellular signal transduction; protein autophosphorylation
Cellular component (GO): nucleus; cytoplasm
Molecular function (GO): calcium-dependent protein serine/threonine kinase activity; ATP binding; calcium/calmodulin-dependent protein kinase activity
Source: RefSeq, a predicted model, not a curated record
GGCGGAGCCGGAAAGCGCUCUCUUCGGAGGGAAGGCUGCUGUGGGGAAGCCCUGUCCCUCGGGGGACCUCCCAGCUUCUUCUGAGCCCGAAGGGAUGGUCACAAAGCCAACCUUCACUGAGCUCGCUUGUGGGUGAAACGUGUUGCCAGGCUACACCAACCAUCUUUUCAGCAAAACCAAUCCAGCAUAAACCAGAGAUGGUCAUUAGCCAGCCUGUUCCCAUAUCAGACAAUGGGAAAAGAAAAAAGAAAAAAAGAACGAGAGCUACAGACCAUUUCCCUGGAAGGUUUGAAGAUCUGUACAAACUCACUGCAGAGUUACUUGGUGAAGGAUCAUAUGCCAAGGUUCAGGGAGCAGUUAGCUUGCAGAAUGGGAAAGAAUAUGCAGUUAAGAUAAUCGAGAAGAACGCUGGGCAUAGUCGUAGUCGGGUAUUUCGGGAAGUGGAGACAUUGUAUCAGUGUCAGGGUAACAAGAACAUUUUGGAAUUAAUAGAAUUUUUUGAAGAUAAUGCAAGGUACUACCUUGUCUUUGAAAAACUGCAUGGAGGUUCUAUCCUGGCCCACAUACAAAAGCAAAAACACUUUAAUGAGAGAGAAGCCAGCAGGGUGGUAAGAGACAUCGCCUGUGCUCUGGAUUUCCUCCACACAAAAGGUAUUGCUCACCGAGACCUAAAACCUGAAAACAUAUUGUGCGAAUCUCCCAGUAAGGUGUCGCCAGUGAGAAUUUGUGACUUUGACCUUGGAAGUGGGGUAAAACUCAACAGCGCAUGUACUCCGAUCACUACUCCUGAGUUGACCACUCCAUGUGGUUCUGCAGAGUACAUGGCCCCCGAGGUGGUGGAAGUCUUCACAGAAGAAGCCACAUUCUACGACAAGCGCUGUGAUUUGUGGAGCUUGGGUGUGAUCUUGUAUAUCAUGCUCAGCGGGUACCCGCCUUUUGUGGGGAACUGUGGCGCAGACUGCGGCUGGGAUAGGGGAGAAGUCUGCAAAACUUGCCAGAGCAAGCUGUUUGAGAGUAUCCAGGAAGGCAAGUAUGAGUUUCCUGAAAAGGACUGGUCUCAUAUUUCCAGUGAGGCUAAGGAUCUCAUCUCAAAGUUACUGGUCCGGGAUGCCAAGGAGAGGCUUAGUGCUUCUCAGGUUCUGCAGCAUCCAUGGGUACAAGGUCAUGCUUCUGAAAGAGGACUGCCUACGCCACAGGUUCUCCAAAGGAACAGCAGCACAAAGGAGCUGACUCUCUUUGCAGCUGAGGCCAUUGCCCUAAACCGCCAGCUCUCCCAGCACGAGAAUCAGCUCAGUGAAGAGCAAGAGAGCAUCACUCAGGCCAUGUGCUCCAUGAAGCUUUCUCCCCCCUCCAAAUCCCGCCUUGCCAAACGCAGAGCCAUGGCUCAGGCCACGAAAAGCAGCGACUUCCAGCCUGACCCUCAUGCAGCCCUUUGAUGUACAUUUCCUGUUUGCCAGAGUUGGGGGGUCAGCUUUUGUAUGGUAAUUUUAAACAACUCAUGGGUGCAUCAGUGUUUUAAAAAAGACUUUUUUUCCAACAAAGUUUUCGAUGAAGUGAUUUAAGGGACUAUUUCCUUGGGAUUUUUAUUUUUAUUUUUUUAAUGAAUGUCUUGAAUUAUAUGAUGUUCUUAAAUGACAUUGCUGCUGUGUUACUGACAUAACAAACCACAUAAGGCAAUGUUUGCACACAGUGUUCUGUAACCAGAAGAUACCCUGUGAAUAGUGGAAAUAUGGCUUGGAGUUCAUAGGCUCCCAAAUGAGCUUAAAAUAGUUGCACAACACCAGAUCUCUACCUGCAGUCACCAAAUAAUUUUGUUGACCAUCCUUUAGGAAGCUUUGCCUAUCUGCAUUUUUAGCUUUCUUUGCUACAAGUUCUGAGUUUGAACUAAAUGUACAAACUUUGGUGGUCACUUUCUGUAGUACUUCUAACUUAUUAAGGGCCUUUACGUGCCUGGAUGUCUGCCCAUGUGACAUUCAGAAGGUUCAAAGCAUGUUUAUUUCAUGCAGAGAUAAUAUAUCAUCAGAAUUGGGUCAUUUCCACCCUCACACUUUUGGCUAAGAUCAAGUGUAACACCAAAAUAAUGUUUUGACCCUGUUACAGGUUACAUCUUGAAAACCGUUGUCAAAAAUGAAUUUUGAAAUCAGCCCUCGGGAUGUAAAUACUUCCUGUCCUUAGUAACGCCUUUUGUUGCUGGCAUUUCCAGGUGAUCUACUUUUGCAAUUGCUUGAAGCGAUGGGCUCAAUUCUUUAUAAACCAUUUCCCCAAGGAAUGUACCUUUUCACUAUGACCCUGCAGAAAAGAUCAAAACAUUACUGCCGUUGUGUGAGCACCACUGCAAAGCUACUUCUUCUUAUGGCGGUGGUCUACACAGAAAUGGGAAUGUCUUGAAAGCUUGUAAUUAUGUGCACUCAAGUGGCAUGCAGCACCGCGACAGUGCACUGCUUGUGCGGUCUGCUUUGUGUGUUUGGACAGGUGUUAGCAGUGAUGUCAAAGCUUCUAUGUGCCGUGCCACCGCAAGGAAGAGCUUCCUUCACAGUGCCCACAUCAUGACCGUAAUUUGGACUGGUCCUGAUCUGGGGAGUGAUGAGGUAUUGCCCUAGCUCCUUUCUUAGAUAUUUCCCCGGGCUGGCUAAACUAAUCCCAUAAUUGUUUGCUUCUUAAUUUUAAACUUCGUCACCUUGCCUUUUUUCAGAAUUGUUUUCACCAUCUCCAGCCACCUGAGGAGCACUUAAUUGUUUGCUUGGACAGUGGUCCUCCAGGUCAGCAACGUAAUUUCUAAGUGCAAUUUUGGUGAACAGUCGUUUUUAGUAAGCAGAAAGAUGUACCACUGAGAUGGGUAAACCAAUAUGGGGCUGCUCUUAAUUUGGGUCAUGGUGGGUUCUCGCUGUUGAAAUAUACAUUCCAUACUUAUUUACGGAUAUAUAGUUGAAGGUGGAGAAGAGUCUGUCUGCAGGGUUCGUAUACGCCAUUUUUGUAGCACACAUUUUCUCAUGAUCAUUUGUGACUUCUUACUUAGCUGUUGCUCUGCCUGCAACCCUUCUCAUAUUGUCUCAGAAAACAGAAUUGGUUUGGAAUAGGCUUGGAUCAUCUCAAGCCUUGCAGGCUCCAGUGCAAUGAGCUUUUGAGUGGGUUUGUGGCAAUAUAAGUGAUGGGAGUAACAUCAGAUAGUUUUUUUAAAUUAAGUAUACCACUGAGGAUUAAGUUGGUGGUUUGAAAAUAACCUGUGGUCCCACAAUAGUCAUAUUUUAACACAAAGCUAGUGACUUCAUCUCCACUAUCUUAAGAAGCCUUGCUUUAUUGGAAGUGCUAAGGCUGUUCACCUCAGGAAAUUCAAGUACUUUUUUAAUGAAGAAGAUUAUUUAAAUUUGCUUGUAGCUGUUGAAAAUUUAGGCCAGUGAAUUGUGAAAAGUGGGAAGAAUCGAACUUUUAAAAGAUCAGUUUUCAUGUUGAAGGAGCAUGAGAUGGAACAAAGUCAACAUGCUAGAAGGAUCUGAAUCGCAGUUAUCCUAACUCAGCCUGCCUAUCUUCACGUUUUGCCUUUAAAUAAAAGUUAUGUAUUUAUACGCUUUUAUUAUCACUGCACAUGAAGAAUGGCUACACUUAAGGUCUUUUAUACAUUGUACCAUUAGUGAAGGUUAUUAAUUAUAUUAUUAUAUACUGUGGUUUUUUAAUGUACUUUAAGCUUUUACAGUUUUAACGUGCUCCUUAGCUAAUGGUUUUUAAAAGGCAUUGGAAAACUCAGGAAGAAAUCUCCCUAUGUAUGUGACACAUUAAUUAAUAGUGUACUGAGAAUUAAACUUACCUCAUCUCUAAA